This is a messenger RNA of Scedosporium apiospermum, 3048 nucleotides long. RefSeq lists its product as uncharacterized. The record is from RefSeq and is a predicted model, not a curated record. Gene Ontology annotation, molecular function: ATP binding; ATPase-coupled monoatomic cation transmembrane transporter activity; ATP hydrolysis activity. Gene Ontology annotation, biological process: intracellular calcium ion homeostasis. The coding region runs from base 1 to 3048 and encodes 1015 amino acids. Lineage: Eukaryota; Fungi; Ascomycota; Sordariomycetes; Microascales; Microascaceae. Gene Ontology annotation, cellular component: membrane. The transcript has 15 exons.
AUGGCUACCACGUUGAAUCAAUGGGGCGAAAUCAACAUUCUCGAGGUUGAAGAUAGACCUUACGGUCAGCCGCUAUCCACUGUAUUCGGCCCACCUGGUAAGGCGAUGUCAUUUGACGGAGACGACGACGAUGAUCCGUUAUUGCCCACUCUUCGCAUGCUUAACUAUCGCUACGUGCGUCUAUUCUUUCAUCCGACUCAGGACAUGUUUGUGCUUUUCCAUGGUUGGAAAGACCCAGCCUGGACUGAUGUGUGGUCGGCACGCACUGGCAUUGAUGAGGAGGAGCGCAGUAUUCGUGAAACAGUCUUCGGCUUAAACCUCAUCGAUAUAGAGCAAAAGUCAAUCCCGAAGCUUCUCGUUGAUGAAGUUUUCCAUCCGUUCUACGUCUUCCAGAUUGCCAGUCUGAUCCUCUGGUCUUUGGACGAAUAUUAUUACUAUGCCGCGUGCAUCUUUCUAAUGUCCGUAGGGAGUAUAACUACCACACUGAUUGAAACGCGAGCCACAAUGCGCCGCCUCAGAGAUAUAUCACGUUUCGAAUGUGAUGUUCGCGUGCUAAGAAACGGCUUUUGGCGGUAUAUUUCCUCUGGCGAUAUGGUUCCAGGCGAUGUGUAUGAAGUCAGCGAUCCAGCCCUCGCACAAUUUCCGGCGGAUAGCGUUCUGCUAAGCGGCGAUUGUAUUGUCAACGAGAGCAUGUUAACAGGCGAGUCAGUCCCUGUUUCAAAAUUCCCUGCAACAAAUGAAUCUUUACGGCAACUGGACCUCGCUGCCUCUACCAUGACACCUGCAAUGGUUAGACAUUUUCUUUUUUGCGGGACAAGGAUCAUCCGUGCUCGGCGGCCUCAGGAAGACCGUCACGGAGAGGCCGUUGCCCUUGGUCUCGUGGUGAGGACCGGCUUCAACACAACCAAAGGGGCUUUGGUCCGUUCUAUGCUCUUCCCAAAACCAUCGGGCUUCAAAUUUUAUAGGGAUUCCUUCCGGUAUAUCAGUGUCAUGGCUGUCGUCGCCAUGUUUGGAUUCAUUGCUUCUUUAAUCAACUUCAUCAGGCUGCGGAUCGAAUGGCACGAGAUCAUUGUUCGGGCGCUAGAUCUAGUUACGAUUGUUGUUCCACCAGCUCUUCCCGCAACCCUAGCCAUCGGGACGAAUUUCGCAAUUUCUCGAUUGAAGCGGAAACAGAUCUUUUGCAUAAGUCCCCAACGAGUCAACGUCGGCGGAAAGUUGGACAUCAUGUGCUUUGACAAAACAGGAACUCUAACCGAGGAUGGCCUUGAUGUCCUUGGCAUUCGAAUUGUGUCACGGACGGAAAACAAGUUUUGCGAAACUGUAUCGCGACCGGAGCACCUACGUGAAUUUGCUCUUGAGCGUGACCCAGACCAAAUCGCGUCCCAAACCUAUCGGUCUGCUCUUUUUACGAUGGCAACGUGUCACUCACUUCGCUCCGUCGAUGGGGAACUUGUCGGGGAUCCUCUUGACCUGAAGAUGUUUGAAUUUACCGGGUGGAACUUUGAAGAGGGUGAUCAAGGCACCGGCGAGCAUGAUGACGAGGACCAAGGCGGUAUCUCGCCUUCUAUUGCCAGGCCUCCUCAACAACCUCCGCUCGGCACGUCAGAUAGCGGAUCUGAUCCAAGAAGUGCUCUUGAACUUGGUAUUCUCAAAUCGUUCGAGUUCGUGUCCCAGCUCCGAAGGAGUAGUGUGAUUGUGCGGCAUUUUGGUCAACAGAGUGGCGACGUGUAUGUCAAAGGCGCCCCUGAGUGCCUGAAGGAAAUUUGCCGGGAAGAGACAUUUCCCGAAGAUUACGAUGAGCUUCUGUCUUACUAUACACACCAGGGGUACAGGGUCAUCGGCUGCGCCACGAGGCAUAUCCGGAAAUUAAGCUGGCUGAAAGCUCAAAAAAUGAAAAGAGAGGAAGCCGAGUCAGACCUGGAGUUUAUCGGAUUCAUAGUCUUCGAAAAUAAGCUAAAGCCAACAACUGAGGCGGUGCUCGCGGAGAUCGGAGACGCAAACAUUGCAACAGUUAUGGUAACAGGAGACAACAUCUUGACGGCCAUCAGUGUCGCCCGUAAAAGCGGGUUGAUGGACCGAAGUGCCCACUGCUUCGUCCCACGAUUUGUUGAGGGUACCUUCCAGGAUCCCAACGCCCGUCUUCAGUGGGAAAGUAUCGAUAAUCACCAAUAUCAAUUGAAUAGUGAGACCCUAGCACUUUGCCCUUUGCCUCCCCAAGUCGACGCUUCUUUACCAUACGACAUCAUAAAUCUUCGGAACUACUCGCUUGCAGUUAGCGGUGAAGUGUUCCGUUGGGUUGUGGAUUUCGCGCCACCGCUCGUCUUGCAACGUCUUCUCGUGCGAGGAAAGGUGUAUGCCCGAAUGUCACCAGAUGAAAAACAUGAACUGGUGGAGAAACUCCAGAGCAUUGGUUACUCAUGCGGUUUUUGCGGCGAUGGCGCAAAUGAUUGUGGAGCACUAAAGGCCGCCGAUGUUGGAAUCUCGCUGUCUGAGGCGGAGGCAUCUGUAGCAGCGCCUUUUACAUCCAGGGUCUUCGAUAUCCGCUGCGUACCAGAGAUCAUACGCGAGGGGCGCGCAUCACUUGUCACGAGCUUUAGUUGCUUCAAGUACAUGAGCUUAUACUCAGCAAUCCAGUUCACCACGGUGAGCUUUCUCUACGCUGCGGCUUCUAAUCUGGGUGAUUUCCAAUUUCUCUUCAUUGACCUCUUCUUGAUUUUGCCCAUUGCCAUUUUUAUGAGCUGGGGAGGUCCCCAUCCCGUGCUCUGGCCAUUCUUGGUCACCGUUUUCACGACGCUACUUGUUACGCUCUACAUGAUCAUCAGCCCCGCGGCGCCGGUGAAGAGGCUGAUGCAGUUAACUAAAACCCGCUGGGACUUCCAACUGUUCACGAUCUUCCUUGGAGCGCUCUAUGUCCUUCUGGCCUGGGUAUCAGAUAGAAUACUCUUUCCGCGGCUAGCACGCCUGUUUGGCGCUCUAAAACUCCGCAUCACUAAGACGCCGAAGAAAAGGAAGGAAUACAAGGUUAUCCUAGAGGCUAUACCUUCCUAA